Molecule: messenger RNA, 1853 nt
Organism: Chlamydomonas reinhardtii
Lineage: Eukaryota; Viridiplantae; Chlorophyta; Chlorophyceae; Chlamydomonadales; Chlamydomonadaceae
Exons: 19
Biological process (GO): protein export from nucleus
Cellular component (GO): nuclear pore; cytoplasm
Molecular function (GO): nuclear export signal receptor activity; small GTPase binding
Source: RefSeq, a predicted model, not a curated record
UACGGCCACGCCCCACGUCGCAGGGCAGCUAGACCUAAACGCAAUUUGGCCUCGGCGCCACGUUAGCAAGUUGAUAGCAUAUCUUAUUUCUUCUGCCUGUAUCACAUACUGUACAAAUCGCUUACGGGUUCGGUAUCCACCCGCUCUUGCUCGUUUGGGCGGCAGAUCUCUAGUGGGCGCCAGGGCGCAACAACGCUUCCAGCCGCGCAGUAGCGGCGCCCCAGACAUGUGCUGAUUGAAGGCUCUCGCGGCAUCGCGUUCGCCUGCACAGCCGCUUCUGAGGUCGGCACCCUCGCCAAAAAUACCAUCGCCGCACGCUUGACACAACCAUGGACCUUCAGCAGCUUCCUCAGCUGGAGGCGCUAUGCGAGCGCUUGUACACGGCUCAGAGUCAGGCGGAGCGUGUGCAGGUGGAGCAGAUGCUGGGGGUGUUCGGGCAGUCUACUGAGCACGUGCCCGCGCUCAAGGCCAUCCUGGACAACAGCCGCUCUCCGUAUGCGCAGCUGCUGGCCAGCUCCUCGCUAACCAAGCUGCUCACGGAGCACUCGCUCAAUCCAAGUGUGCGCGCUGACAUGAAGAACUACUUCCUGAGCUUCCUUGACAGCAACUGCGGCACGCUGGAGCACUUUGUGGCGAGCUCGCUGGUGCAGUUGCUGUGCCGCACCGCCAAGCUGGGCUGGUUCGACGCCGACACGCACCGGGCCAUCGUGGACGACGCCAAGGCGUUCCUGGAGAAGGGCAGCCCGGCGCACUACCUGACCGGGCUGCGCAUCCUCAACACCAUCGUGCAGGAGAUGAACCAGGCCACGCCGGGGCGAACGCUGACUCAGCACCGCAAGGCGGCGGUCAACUUUCGGGACACAGCGCUGCUCAAGGCGUUCCAGGUUUCGCUGUUGGCGUUACAGGAGCUCGCGGCGCGGCGGGCGGACGACAAGCUGCGUGCCGAGUGCCUGAACCUGGCCCUGGCGUGCCUGUCCUUUGACUUCGUGGGCACCUGCCUGGACGAGAGCAGCGAGGAGCUGUGCACCAUCCAGGUGCCCUCCGCAUGGCGGCCGGCGGUGGAGGACCCCGCCACACUCAAGCUGUUCCUGGACCAGUACACCUGCUCCCAGCCGCCACUGUCGUCCACCGCACUCGAGUGCAUGGUGCGCCUGGCCAGCGUGCGCCGCAGCCUGUUCACCUCGGAGGGCGAGCGCUUCAAGUUCCUGAACCGGCUGGUGGCCGCGUCGCGAUCCAUGCUGGAUCCGGGGGCUCGGCCGCGGCUGGCGCAGCACGAGAACUUCCAUGGGCUGUGCCGGCUGCUGGGGCGGCUCAAGACCAACUACCAGCUCAGCGAGCUGGUGGCAGUGGACGGCUACACGGACUGGAUCCAGGCGGUGGCGCAGCUGACCGUGUACGCGCUGCAGCAGUGGGAGUGGGCCGGCAGCGCCUCCUACUACCUGCUGGGCCUGUGGAGCCGGCUGGUCUCCUCCAUGCCCUACCUCAAAGGCGACGCGCCUAGCCUGUUGGAAGGCAACGUGCCAGCUAUCACCCAGGCCUACGUCAGCAGCAGGCUGGAGUCUGUGGCACGCUGUGCCGCCAACCCCAGCCUGGACGACAUGCUGGACAGUGAGGAGCAGCUGUCAGAGCAACUAGACGCGCUGCCCUUCUUGAUGAGGUACCAGUACGACCGCAGCGCGCAGUACCUCACCUCGCUCAUGGACCCCGCCAUUGAGUACUUCAAGCAGGCGGCGCAGCAGCCCAUGGCCGCGCCGCAGCUGUGCCUGCUGGAGGGCCAGCUGACGUGGCUGGUCUACAUCGCCGGCGCCGUCAUAAAGGGCCGCCUGUCCUCGUCCGUCAGCGCAGACAGCCAG